AUGCUUACUUGUUAUGUGGUAGACGAACCCGAGGAAUGGGACACGUAUCUGCCAUUCGUCACAUUCGCAUACAACACGUCUAAACAAGCAACUCUUAAAGAUAGCCCAUUUUACCUUUUCUACGGAAGAGAACCCAUUUUACCAAACGACAUUAAGAUCAACCGUCAUUACGAAAUGGAAGGAAAUCAACAUGAAGAAUAUUCACGCCAGUGGAAAAAGGCACAAGAAUUAGCGAACCAACAUUUGUUCAAAGCUCAAACGAAGCAGAAAAAGUAUUAUGAUGACGGGACAAAAAGUGUCAAGUACAAUCCAGGUGAUCUGGCAGGAACAACAACGUUGAGUUUUACAUCAACUCCUACAGGGGAAGGGAAGUGGUAUGCUAUAAAAGAAUACCAUGCAUUAAAUUGUUUAGCAACGAGAGAGAUAACAUUAAAACAAGAGACACCAGAAAGCUUAGUGGAAAGUCCAUUUGGAUUCUUAAACACCACUCAGCAAGAAGGGGAGUAUACACAAAAUCAUAACACCAUAGUAUGGGGAGAUAGAUCAACAAAUUCAUCAAAUUCACAAAUUAUUUUUAAAGGUGAAGGGUAUAUAGAAUUAACAAACUCAAUGGUUAAUGUAAAUACUAGCCGUCUUCUUGAUAAUAACAAACAGAUAGAAAUAACUUUCUCUAACAAACCAGAUAUAAAUAAUAAAGAAUUUACCCAACCUGGAUUUAAAGUAGUAGGGAUGCCUUUGACAUUUCUUAUUUUUCGAGUAGAGACGACCACAAAGUUGUGCAGUAGACAGGGAACAAUUAGUGAAAAUCAACAAUGGGUUAUCGAAAUCCUAACAACAAACCCGGAUGUGUUGGACAAUUUCCCAGAUGCAUCCAUUGACGAAUUCGAAGAAAUCCAGUUGGAACAGAGGACAUCAGUAACAACGACCGUCAGUUCGCCAAUUUUCGGAGGAUUAUUGAAGCGGAACCAUGGGAGAGGAAACAUCAUAUGGGACAUGAUAGGAUGGGGACUAAUGAAACAUGGUAAGUCACCCGAUGAAAAAUGUUUAACACACAAUGGCGUUAACAAACCAAUAACACUCGAAGCAUGCGAUCCUAACUGGAUCAAAUGUCAAACAAGCCUACAAAAAUUAUUAACAAGUAAUGACCCCUUGGUGCAAUCACAAACAACCGUGGCUAACUGUAGCGAAGCAUCUAGCAAGGGCCAAGCCUUCGAAUAUUCCUCAGACUUCACGAUAAGACCAUUUAACACAAACAACUGCAUUAAAGCGAACACAACGAUGCUCAUCCUGCACGAAUGCUCAGAUAAAAGUUCCAUCUGGGGAACAUUCGAUCACACAGGACAAUUAAUGGCAAGUGAUAGAACAGGACUUCAUUCAGGCGCUUCGGACCGGAAAUGCCUAACAAGACGGAUCGACAAAUUAUCGUUGGGACACUGUCAUGGAACAAGCCAGAAACAACAUUUUAGCUUCGAGUACCGGAAUCCACAUCAACCUAGAACAUUGACGGCAGCAGCAAUAAUAUCUCUACAUACGCAACACGCCUUAUUUGGAAAAAAUCUACCAAUCUUGCCACCAUUAAACCAUCGUGAUCCAAAGGAGAUUAACUAUAAAACAAACGCAACGGAAGGAAUAACUAAAAAUUCGACCAUAACGACAAAGUCAGCAACAUCCAUGACUGCUACAACAGAUAAAUCAGUCAUACCUUCCAUUGCAGCCAAGGUAACAACAAGUGCGAAGACAGAAACAACAACAACAUCGAUUAGGCCGACUACAACCACAACAAAACCGACAACAACCUUCAGAACAACAACAAAAUCAACUACUACCACAAAAAAGCCAACAACAACCACACAAAAACCGACCACAACCACACAAAAACCAACCACUACCACACAAAAGCCGACCACCAUCAUUCAAAAACCAAAUACUACCACACUAAAAACAACCACUACCACACAAAUAACAACCUCUACACCCAAAUCAACUACAACAUCAAAAUCUACGACAAUAUCAACAGAAGCAGAGAAAUUACCAACAAUAACAUCAACAACCGCAUCAUCAACAUUAACUAGUACAUCACUCAAAACGACUAUCACGACACAGUCAUCUACAACUACAGAAAAAGUUUUCACAGGAACCACAACGACAGACACAAUAAAACCAAAAUCUAACCAAGCUGAAAUUAUUUCGUCCACCGAGCCAACUAUAAGCCUAAAAUAUCUUACACCAAGCCAAAUAAGAGAACAGCCAAGCGAAACAACAACCACUGAAAUAACAAAAUCAAGGGAUAACGAAGAAGAAGAUAUAGAAAAAUUUGAGAGACAAAACAAUACAACCCGAGAUAAGUCAGAAUUUCAAGACAAAAAUUCAAAUGAUCAAUUAAAGGAUUCAACACAACAAAAAGAAAAUACAGCACACGAACUUGUAAUAGAUGACUAUCGACCGCUAAAUGACGCUAAUACAAGUAACGGUCUACCAAAAUCCACUGAGGAGCUAAGUGACUUGAUAAAAUACGAGCUUGGAAAAAUGCACGAGCAAUACAAAAUCAGUAUUGAAACUGAACACGACAAUAAAUUGGCAAAAGAAAUUCGGGAUGUUUACUGCCAGUUAUCAAAGAUAAAACGAACGCAAGCCAUAAUCUUAGCCCAAACAAAUGGAUUGCUUGCAGCCGCCGCACUCGGACUUCCAAUGUGUACAAGGAUAUAUGGUUUUGGUCAAGCCAUGACAUUGCAACAAUGCGACCCAAAAAGGAUAUCACUAUCAGCAAAAGAGACCAAGUGUGGGUUCCAGCUUUUUGUUUACGGAAAAAACAACUGUACAAUCGGACUCGACGGAUGGUCUAUUCAUCCGUAUUCGGAGUGCUUUUGGAAAUCCCAAUUGAUAAACAUCAACGGAUAUCCUCAUACGUGGCAACAUAACGCCACAGCAGGAGACUGGAUUAAACAAGAGGCGACCAUACAUACUUCAAAUCUGGAUUUAAUUGCAGAAUUCGAAGAACUGCACUUAAACAGUUUCGACUAUGGAUUAAGGAACCAUCCAGCUCAUGGAACCAUGGAAAUGGAACAGCUAAACAUCUUAAAUGACCUGGUGGGACGAAUUAAUGAAGGAGAAGGCAAAGAGUUACCUGACAUCCUAGUAACAGAAGAGCAGGACAAUCAAAUCGGGAACAUGUUUUCCUGGUUUGACACAUUAAAAAUUAUGGCUCUCUCAGCGAUAGGAUUCAUCCUAUUUCUCAUCUGUCUAAGAAUUUUUAUUGCCUGUAAUCCUAUUCCACGGAUUAAGGAAAGCUUCAGACGACGCAAGCAAUCACGUAACGUGAGCGAAAGUGAUGGUCAAGAAAUGGAUUCAAUGAUACCAGAACCCAUCUACAGCGCUGGAGGAGCAAAUGAAAAACCGUUCAUUAGGGAAUUUGCACCUUUAAUGACGUUAGCAACAGAAACACCAAAAGAAACCCUUACGUCGAUAAACACACCAAGUGUAGCCACACGACCUGCAGCUAUGUCGUUGGAUACGGAAUGGUGUGGGAGGAUCUAUGCAGAUGUACUCCAGAAGACUAUUUAA
Daphnia magna is the source of this 3561-nucleotide messenger RNA. RefSeq lists its product as uncharacterized. Gene Ontology annotation, molecular function: nucleic acid binding. Lineage: Eukaryota; Metazoa; Arthropoda; Branchiopoda; Diplostraca; Daphniidae. The record is from RefSeq and is a predicted model, not a curated record.